CCCCCAAGGCAUUCUAAAUCACUGAUAUCAUGGCAUCACCCUUGUUCUUCCUCCUGCUACUUCACUCAGCUUUCCUUGUUUCUACUUCUGCUUCCACCACUUCUUUACUUAAUCAAACAGAGACUCUUCUCAAAUGGAAAGCCAGUCUUGACAACCGAAGCCAGAGCUUCCUGUCUCCCUGGGUUGGGGAUAACCCCUGCAAUUGGGUUGGAAUUGGUUGUGAUAGAGUUGGAAGCGUCACCAACAUAAGCCUUCCAAAUUUUGGUCUCAAAGGUACACUUGACAGGCUUAACUUCUUGGCCUUCCCCAACCUAAUUUACUUUGAUCUUGGUAAUAAUUCACUUUAUGGGGCCAUUCCUUGUGAAAUCGUUAACCUGUCCAAACUCACUUUUUUCAAUUUGUCGACUAACGAUAAAUUUUCUGGAAGUAUUCCCACGGAUAUAGGAAGAUUGAGUUCGCUUGCCAUACUCAACCUUGCGGGGAACCAACUUAGUGGUUCAAUACCAUCAGAUGUAGGAUUUCUCAAUUCUCUCACUAAUCUUUCUUUGAAUGAUAACAAUUUCUCUGGUUCAAUCCCAGCUUCCAUAGGAAAUCUAACCAAUUUAUCCUUCCUUUCACUGUUUAAUAACAAUUUUUCUGGUUCUGUCCCUACUUCCAUAGGAAAUCUAACCAAUUUAUCCUUGUUGCAACUGAAUAAUAACAAUUUUUCUGGUCCGAUUCCUAUAGAAAUCAAUAACCUUACUGUUUUGGAAAAAAUCAAAUUGAGUAAUAAUGGAUUCACUGGCUAUCUACCUGACAAUAUAUGUAUUGGGGGAUUACUCAAACAUUUUUCAUCAGAAAACAACUAUAUCACUGGUCCAAUCCCAAAAACUUUAAGAAACUGUACCAGUUUAGAAAGGUUAAGGCUUGAAGGGAACCAACUUGAAGGGAAUAUAACAGAAGCUUUUGGCAUAUAUCCUCACCUGCGUUACAUUGAUUUGAGUAAUAACAAGUUGUACGGUGAACUCUCUCCAAAUUGGGGUCUAUGUCAUAACCUCACAAGCUUGAAGAUCUCCAACAAUAAGGUAUCUGGUAGGAUACCUCCUGAGCUAGCUCUAGCCACUCAAUUGACUCGGCUUGACCUCUCUUCAAAUCAGCUGAGUGGGGAGAUUCCUAAGGAAAUAGGCAAGUUGACAACCCUGGUUUAUCUCUUGCUAAAUGACAACCAACUCCUUGGCAAAAUCCCAUCAGAGAUAGGAAAGUUAGUUUAUCUGCAACAACUUAGCUUGGCAAAGAACAAUCUGGUUGGAUCCAUUCCGGAACAAUUUGGGAAUUGCUUCAGGUUAUUACACUUGAACCUGAGCAACAAUCUAAUUGAGGAAAGUAUUCCAUCUGAAAUGAGCAAAAUAUUUGCCCUUGAAACUCUUGAUUUGAGUUGGAAUUUAUUAACGGGAGAGAUUCCACAAGAGCUUGGAGGAUCACGUGCGUUGGAAAUGUUGAAUCUUUCUCAUAAUAUGCUUUUCAGUUUCAUUCCUCCUUCUUUUGAUGGAUUGAAGAGCUUAACAUGUGUUAACAUCUCUUAUAAUCAGUUAGAGGGCCCUAUCCCACUCACUAAAGGUUUCCUUCAUGCCCCAUUUGAUGCUCUUAGAAACAAUAAAGGCCUCUGCGGCAAUAUCACUGUUCUCCCGCAUUGUAUAUCCAAAAGCCAGAAGAAAAGUAGCCGCGGACUUGUAAUUUUAAUCAUUACACCAGCUUUGGGCGUUCUAUCUCUGUUAUUUAUCUUGGUGGGGUGUUUACUUCUUAUUCGUCGCAAAAAAUCUGAGAUAAAAGAGCACCAAUUUCGGGAUAUAUUUGCCAUAUGGGGAUAUGAUGGGGAAAUCCUCUAUGAAAACAUUCUUGAAGCUACAGACCAAUUCAACUCCAACUAUUGCAUUGGCUCAGGAGGAUAUGGAAAUGUUUACAAAGCUCUGCUGCCAACAGGUCGAGUUGUUGCGGUUAAGAAACUCAACCCAUCAGAUGACAAUCAAUCCAUCAAUUUGCGAGCAUUUGAAAGCGAGAUUUGUGCUUUAGUGGACAUACGACAUCGUAACAUUGUCAAGUUGUAUGGUUUUUGUUCUAAUGCAGAGUAUUCAUUCUUGAUCUAUGAGUUUGUAGAAAGGGGGAGCUUGAGGACAGUUUUGAGCAACCCAGAAGAAGCGGCAGAGUUGGAUUGGGAUAAGAGAUUGAACAUUGUUAAAGGGUUAGCAAGUGCUUUAUCUUACAUGCACCAUGAUCGCCCUUCACCUAUAAUCCAUCGUGACAUUUCUAGCAACAAUGUUUUGUUAGAUUUGGAUUAUGAAGCUCAUGUCUCAGACUUUGGCACAGCUAGGAUUUUGAAGCCAGAUUCCUUUAACUGGACAUCCUUUGCAGGCACAUUUGGCUACACAGCUCCAGAGCUUGCUUACACUAUGCAAGUAAGUGAAAAAUGUGAUGUCUAUAGUUUUGGGGUGGUGACAAUGGAGAUAAUUAUGGGAAGGCAUCCAGGUGAUCUUAUUUCAAAUUUAUGUACACCAAAUGGCCAGCAGAUGUUGCUGAAGGAUGUCAUAGACCAAUGCCUUAAACCUCAAAGGAGGAAUAAGGUGGCUGAGCAAGUGGUUGCUAGCACAAAGCUAGCAUUUACAUGUUUGCAUUCCAAUCCUCAAUUUCGCCCCACUAUGCAACAGGUUUAUCAAGCUCUUACAACUGGUCGACCAUCUCCAUUGCCAAAGCCAUAUUCAAUGAUAAGUUUGGGAGAUUUAAUUGGACAUGGACAUGGGAUAAAAGGCUGAGAUGCUUGGAUUUUUAUCAUAGUUCUAGGUGUGUCUCAUUUGUAUUUAUCUUUUCUAGUCUACCUUCUCUCUCAACAAAAACAAUUUUUAUCCUUGUGUUCUACUCUUUGUGAUAAACUUUUGAAUCUGUUUGCUUUGGCUUUUGUUGAUGCGGCUGGCAUAAUGGAAUAUUAUAUGAUAGGUUGUGAGGUCUAAUAAAGAACUUGAAGAAAUGUGGAUGUGUUAUCAAGUUUUCUAUUUACAUUCAACCUGAAAAUGAAUGGAACCACCUUUUUUUAUAAAUUAGGAAUGUAGUUAAGCUGCACGCUGUGUGGACUAUUGUACUCUUUCAUUUAUUGUAAUUAAUUUCUUAGGGUUUUUUUUAAUAAAUAAUUUGCUAGUGU
Rubroshorea leprosula is the source of this 3169-nucleotide messenger RNA. Lineage: Eukaryota; Viridiplantae; Streptophyta; Magnoliopsida; Malvales; Dipterocarpaceae. The record is from the annotation of a GenBank genome assembly.